Penicillium cosmopolitanum is the source of this 288-nucleotide messenger RNA. RefSeq lists its product as uncharacterized. Bases 1 to 288 code for a protein of 95 amino acids. NCBI's taxonomy places the organism in Eukaryota, Fungi, Ascomycota, Eurotiomycetes, Eurotiales, Aspergillaceae. The record is from RefSeq and is a predicted model, not a curated record. The transcript is spliced from 2 exons.
AUGAAUUUUAUUGCUCCACUGCUCUGCGGAGAUAUUCAUGUCGCCCACUGGCAAGGACCUUCACCCAAUUCGAAGAAGGAAAAUCUUCUGUCGACCAUCAUGAAAGGAUCUUCCUAUCGUUAUAUUCAGGAGAAGGAGACAUUGCCCCAUAAACAAACAAGAGAAAAGUCGUUUAUCAUUGUGGCGGAUCAGGAAGUACCGCCUGAAAUUGACACCCAACGCAGAAUGAGCUCAGACAUCGAUUCAGAAAGCGAAAACAGCGAAAGGGAACUUGAGCCAUGCUACUAG